Messenger RNA from Penicillium lagena, 1656 nucleotides. RefSeq names its product methylisocitrate lyase ICL2. NCBI's taxonomy places the organism in Eukaryota, Fungi, Ascomycota, Eurotiomycetes, Eurotiales, Aspergillaceae. The transcript is spliced from 7 exons. Gene Ontology annotation, molecular function: isocitrate lyase activity; methylisocitrate lyase activity. The coding region runs from base 1 to 1656 and encodes 551 amino acids. The record is from RefSeq and is a predicted model, not a curated record. Gene Ontology annotation, cellular component: mitochondrial matrix.
AUGCGGCUAUCCUCGGAUGUCUUCCCCCGUCCAACCGCCCGUCAGAAAGCCGGUGCCGCCGAGGACGCGCUGUAUGAGCAGCAGGUGCGCGAUGUCCAGACAUGGUGGCAAACUCCGCGGUACGAGGGCAUCAAGCGACCAUACUCGGCCGCGGACGUCGUGAGCAAGCGUGGCUCGCUGCAGCAGACCUACCCGAGCUCGCUGAUGGCGCGGAAGCUGUUCAAUCUGCUCAAUGAGCGUGCUGCGGCCGGCCAGCCUGUGCAUACCAUGGGCGCCAUUGAUCCCGUACAGAUGACGCAACAGGCUGCGAACCAGGAAGUCCUGUAUAUUUCUGGUUGGGCCUGUUCCUCGCUCUUGACAACCACCAACGAAGUGUCAGCCGAUUUCGGUGACUACCCUUACAACACAGUCCCGAACCAGGUGCAGCGCCUGUUCAAGGCGCAGCAGAUGCACGAUCGGAAACAGUGGGAUGCCCGCCGAAAAUUGACUGCCGAGCAGCGCCAGUCUACGGAUUAUGUGGAUUACAUGCGGCCGAUUAUCGCAGAUGGUGAUACCGGGCAUGGAGGCUUAUCCGCAGUCCUCAAACUCGCCAAGCUGUUCGCAGAGAACGGUGCCGCGGCGGUGCAUUUCGAGGAUCAAUUGCAUGGCGGGAAGAAGUGUGGACAUCUUGCUGGUAAGGUACUCGUCCCGAUGGGCGAGCAUAUCAACCGGCUGGUGGCUGCGCGGUUCCAGUGGGAUAUGAUGGGUUGCGAAACGCUGGUGAUUGCCCGCACAGACUCUGAGAGCGGGAGGCUGAUCAGCAGCGCGAUUGACGUGCGCGACCAUGAGUUCAUCCUCGGUGUGACCGAGGAGGUGGAGCCUCUGGCCGAGACGCUGCAGGCGAUGGAGCGGGAAGGCGCUUCUCCGAAUGAAAUUGAUGCAUUUGAGCUUGACUGGGUGAAGAGACACAAGCUGGUUACUUUUGACGAGGCUGUCGACGCCCACCUUGAAGCUGAAGGUGCCUCUCAGUCCUCGCGGGAGGCCUACAAGGCACAGGUGCAGAAGAACCCCGAUCUAUCCUUCUCCCGCCGCCGCUCCCUAGCAAGUGAUUACACCAAAACUCCCGUGAUUUGGUCCUGCGACAGCCCCCGCACUCGUGAGGGAUUCUACCACUACCGCGCCGGCUUCCCCGCCGCCACAAAGCGCGCCAAGGAGUUUGCGCCCUACGCAGACCUAUUAUGGGUGGAAACCGGCGACCCCGAUGUCGCCAAAGCCGGGACCCUCGCCGACGAGGUGCGCGCCUCGUACCCGGGCAAGAAGCUAGUCUACAACCUCAGCCCGUCAUUCAACUGGAUGGGCCAAGGAUUCGACGAGGCAUCACUGAAGUCCUUUAUCUGGGACCUGGCGAAGCAUGGCUUCGUCCUGCAAUUGAUUUCCCUAGCGGGUCUACACAGUAACGCAACCAUCACCACGGAACUCUCGCGCGCAUUUAAAGACGAGGGCAUGCUCGCCUACGUGCGUCUGAUCCAGGCGCGCGAAAAGGAGCUCGGCGUUGAUGUCCUCACGCACCAGAAGUGGAGUGGUGCGCCGUAUAUUGAUGGGAUUCUUGGUGCAAUCCAAAGUGGGAGCAGUAGCAGUAAGAGUAUGGGGGAGGGAAAUACAGAGAAAGGGUUUUAA